AAAUUGUAGAAAUUUAUAUAGCUGACCGAUCCUUUUCAAACUUUCGGACAGUAAAAUAUAAUACAUAUUAAGCUUUUCCCAUAAUUGUACCUAAGGCCCCUCUGGCUUUAAUCCACUCAUUACGUUUUGUACAAUAUCUUCCCGUAAUAUAAUUUGAUAUGGAACACCCUUUUCUUGUGAAAUAGACUUGCGGACGAUGUCAUACAUAAACGAGAACGAGAAGGCGGAACGAGCGAGACCAGAUGGAGCAGGAUCUGCAGAGUACCGGGUGCCCGCGGAACUGGAGGCAGGCAGCCAUGGACCGAGGAAAUUGGCGAACCACGUUAUGCAGGCCAUGUCUUAGGACGUACGGCCAUCUAACGCAAAAAUUUACUAAUGAAUCCAUUAUGUACAUAACGGACGAAGAUUUGACGACGGUUGGCAUAACAGAAAUGGGACCACGCCUUAUCGUAAAAUCUGUGAUAGCAAAACUCAUAAUGACAUACAAGUCAGAAGAGCCAACAGCGGAGCCAUCUCAAUCAUCAAAUCAAUCAUCCUUUUCUUCGAUUCGUGACGCACUAAAAGGCAAUAAAAAGACCAUGAAAAUUUUGUACUGCAAGCUGAAUGCAAAGUUAAUACAUACACAUAAGGAGCUCCUUUUGAUAACCAGGGUGGUAUGCGCUGGAAUGGUUUCACAUCUUCUAAAAAACAAAAAAUACCCUUCUUUUGAAACCUUUCCAAUACUGCAGGAAACUAAAGUGGCAGAUUCGUCCCCGGACUAUUCAAUGUUCUUUUGGAAAAAUGGUGGACGCGGCCCUAACUUCGAACACACUGGUCUAAUCCAAUCGCAUAUCAGAAAAACUUGCAGAAAUCUUGCGCCAGAAGAACGAAAGUUAGUUCACAAAGCGAAAAAAAACGGAGAAAGUGCUCGUUUCCACGGAAGUUGUUCAAACAGCUCACGACUGCGUGCAAAGACCCGGUAUCUAAAAAUUUCAGCACGAUAAUUAAAUGUAUGAACGACACUCAUAGUCUUCACAUGAUGCUUUUGCAAGAGAAAAAAACUGUCAAAGAAAUUUUUGCUGUGUUCUCGCAUCUAAAAUCCUACAGUGGCGUUAUGAUCCAAAAGACAUACGAAAGAAUGAACCCUACACUUGAUAGAGAGUCUAAUCAGAAAAACGUCCUAGUAAGAGGACUAUUGAUUAAAAAUGAAACCUUCGCGACAGUUGGAGAUGAUAAUUUGCGAGGAUGUCUGAGAAUUCUGGUGACUCUGAGCAGGAAAGGUGUCAAAAGCCAAGGCGGAAUUGAAUGUUUGUCGGCCGAGGAACAAAUUGCAGCGCCACUGGUUAGAUGGAUUUCGGAUCAAUCAACAUCCCUUCCAGAACAACUAGCCAAAUACGUCGCAUGGAAUUUGGAUUCGCCCGUAGAUCCACAUUUGAUAACUGAUGGUACAAACUUUUACUUAUAUGUUGAAGGAGAGAUAGUGGAGUGUGGAACUUCAUCACUUCAUGCUAUGGACAUCCUCUUCAAAUGUUUUGCGUUUUUAAGUUAAAAGUUCCACCUUCUUUAAAAAGGGUUGUAGAGUUUUUUGAAAUUAUCACAUAUAAAAUUAAGUCUAAUAGUACAACACAAAGUGUAAACAGACUAGUAGCUAUGUUUAGAGAAUCAAUUGUUGCAGAGAAUUGCGAUUCUGACAAUUGAUGAUAGUAGUUAAGUUAUCCUGUAUUCGUUAA
Molecule: messenger RNA, 1709 nt
Organism: Wyeomyia smithii (pitcher-plant mosquito)
Lineage: Eukaryota; Metazoa; Arthropoda; Insecta; Diptera; Culicidae
Exons: 8
Coding region: 243-983 (246 amino acids)
Source: RefSeq, a predicted model, not a curated record